Cutaneotrichosporon cavernicola is the source of this 873-nucleotide messenger RNA. RefSeq lists its product as uncharacterized. The coding region runs from base 1 to 873 and encodes 290 amino acids. The transcript is spliced from 4 exons. Gene Ontology annotation, cellular component: catalytic step 2 spliceosome. NCBI's taxonomy places the organism in Eukaryota, Fungi, Basidiomycota, Tremellomycetes, Trichosporonales, Trichosporonaceae. The record is from RefSeq and is a predicted model, not a curated record.
AUGGACACUGAGACAUCACUCGCUGCCAAUGGGACAAGUAGCCCCGAAAAGCGACCCGCUGAAGAGGCUGGGCAGCCCACCAAGCGGGCACGUACGAGAGAAGACCAGGCGCGGGGGCGGCGCAUGUUCGGUAACAUUCUCGGCACGCUGCGCAAGUUCCAGGACGAGGAUAAGAGCUCAAAGCGGACCGAGGCUGCCAAGCGCCGCGAGGAGACGUCGGCGCGUAUUGCCGAGAAGUUACGUUCCGAGGCCAACGCACACCAGGAGCUCGGGGAUGCUGAACGUGAGCUGCGAACCCUGCGCAUACAGGUCGACAACGCGGGAUACCUGCUCGGCCACCGCGAGAUUGCUAUGCGCUCCCGCCACCGCACACUCCGCUCCGCGUCCAAGUACCUCUCCACGACCUCGACUCCGGGGUCCCACGACGGCGCGCUCUUCCCUACCUCCCCUGCGCCCGUGGCUCAGCGUCGCGGCGGACCCACACCCAGCCUCUACUUCCUGCCCAAGGAGCUGCUUCCGCAUCAGGAAGAACAGCUCAAGCAACGGCAGGAGAGUAUAGCGCGCACGAUUGAGGACGAGGACGACGCGCUGCAGCGCGACCAGCGGGCUGCGAAGACCAAGGCGGAGGAGAGCGAGCGGCGGAUCACCGAGCUCGACGACAAGGUGCGCCAGCUGCGGGCGGCCAAGGAUGCGCGCCGCGGUAGCGAACGGGAGAGGUCACCGGCGCCCAGGGCGCGCCGUGAUAGCGCACGCGAGCGUGAGCGUGAGCGGGAGAGGCCACGCAGUCGGUCACGUUCGCGCUCGCGUAGUAGGCACUCGUACAGCGCCGCGCCACCAUUAGAUGACCAUAUGGAGGUUGAGGUUGAGUACUAA